AUGGCUCCGGCUAGCAAGGCUGACAAGAAGGCAGCAGUGGAUGCAGCUGCAUGGGUGUUCAAUGUUGUUACGUCUGUUGGAAUUAUCAUUGUAAACAAAGCUUUAAUGGCCACCUACAGCUUUCGUUUUGCUACAACAUUAACAGGUCUUCAUUUCGCCACUACAACUUUGAUGACAUCCAUACUAAAGAUGCUGGGAUACAUCCAGCCUUCUCAUUUACCUUUAUCAGAGCUUCUAAAAUUUGUUAUCUUUGCUAACUUCUCCAUUGUUGGAAUGAAUAUUAGUCUAAUGUGGAACUCAGUUGGAUUCUAUCAAAUUGCUAAGUUGAGUAUGAUCCCAGUAUCGUGCCUUUUGGAAGUUGUUUUUGACAAGAUUCGAGGUUUCGUUGCUGCCCUUGUAGCAGUGUGGAGCACUUCUCUGCAACAAUAUUAUGUCCAUUUCCUUCAGAGGAAGUAUUCACUAAGUUCUUUCAACCUUUUGGGACAUACAGCACCUGCACAGGCUGCAUCACUACUUCUGUUGGGCCCUUUUCUAGACUAUUGGUUCACAAACAAUAGAGUUGACAGAUUUGCUUUUAAUUCAGGUUCUUUGAUAUUUAUAUUUAUGUCAUGCACAAUAGCAGUUGGGACCAACCUCAGUCAAUUUAUUUGCAUUGGCAGAUUCACUGCUGUCUCCUUUCAAGUACUAGGCCACAUGAAGACAAUACUUGUUUUGAUAAUGGGGUUCUUUUUCUUUGGGAGGGAAGGUCUAAAUGUUCACGUGGUUUUAGGGAUGGUUAUAGCUGUGUGUGAAAUGAUAUGGUAUGGCAAUGCCUCAUCAAAGCCUGGUGGAAAGGAGCGUUUGAAUCACUCUCUUCCUACCAACAAACUAGAAAAUCGAUAG
Messenger RNA from Sphenostylis stenocarpa, 882 nucleotides. The record is from the annotation of a GenBank genome assembly. Lineage: Eukaryota; Viridiplantae; Streptophyta; Magnoliopsida; Fabales; Fabaceae.